UUCUUGAAAAUAAGUUAAUGGAAGAUUAUAUUUUUUCUCAUUUUAAUGCAAUUUUACUACUCAUAGCUUUUGUUUUCUCCUCAAUUUUCAUAUGGAAAAUUUCAAAACCUCAAAGCCCCUUGCCGCCGGAGAUCUCCGGUGGCUUGCCGGUGAUUGGUCAUCUCCUCCAAUUUUCCGGCGCCGACGACAUUCCUUUAUCUCGAAAACUAGCAACUUUAGCUGACAAAUACGGUCCCGUUUUCACUUUCCGUCUAGGACUUCCACGUAUAUUAGUCGUCAGCAGUUACGACGCCGUUAAGGACUGCCUGAACACUAACGACAAAGUCUUCGCCGCCCGCCCGGCUUCUUUGUCCGGCGAAUACAUCGGGUACAAUAACGCUAUGCUUUUUCUCGCUAGUUAUGGUCCUUAUUGGAGAAAAAUUCGAAAAAUUGUUCUUCAGGAAGUUCUCUCAAGUAGCAGGUUAGAAAAAUUGAAAUUUGUUAGGAUUUCUGAAAUUCAAACAAGUGUCAAUGAACUUUACUCUUUAACCUCAGUCGCCGGAGAAAAUGUUGAUUCCCCGGUGACCGGAGAUAAUUUUCCGGUGAAAGUUAAUGUUACUAAUUGGAUAGAAAAGUUAACUUUGAGCUUGAUAGUGAAAAUGAUAGCUGGAAAAAGCUAUGGAAGGGUUGAAAAAGGGGGAAAUGAAGAAGAAGCUGAAAGAUUUAAGAAAGCUUUGAAGGAUUUUAUGUAUAUUUCAAUGGAGUUUGUGUUAUGGGAUGCAUUUCCUAUUGCUUUAUUCAAAUGGAUUGAUUUUCAAGGGCAUGUUAAGUUUAUGAAAAAGGCAUUUAAAGAUAUUGAUUGUGUUUUACAAGAUUGGUUGGAUGAACAUGUGAAGAAGAGAGAAAGAGUUGAUUUUGUUGCUGGAAAUGAACAAGAUUUCAUUGAUGUUAUGCUUUCUAUGAUGAGCAAUGAAGAUUUUGCUGAUGGUUAUAAUAGAGAAACCACCAUUAAAGCUACUGCUCUGAGUAUGGUGUUGGAUGCUUCGGACACCACUGCUAUUCACUUAAAUUGGGUUAUGGCUACAUUGUUAAACCAUAGGGAUGCCAUGAAGAAAGCCCAAGAAGAGCUAGACACGAAAGUUGGCAGAAACAGAUGGGUAGAAGAGAGUGAUAUCAAGAAUUUGGUAUACUUCCAAGCUGUCGUUAAAGAAACACUUCGAUUAUAUCCACCAGCACCUUUGUUAGUACCUCAUGAAUCAGUAGAAGACUGCAUUGUACAAGGAUACCACAUUCCUAAGGGUACAAGAUUAUGGGUCAAUACUAUGAAACUGCAGCGAGAUCCUAAGAUUUGGUCGAAUCCUGAUACAUUUGAUCCAGAGAGAUUCUUGACUAGUCAAGCAGGGUUUGAUGUUCGUGGUCAACAAUAUGAGUUCAUCCCGUUUGGCUCUGGAAGACGAUCUUGUCCAGGGAUCACUUAUGCAACUCAAGUGACACACCUUACAAUAGCUCAUUUACUCCAAGGUUUUGAGUUUAGUACACCAUCGAACGAGCCUUUGGAUAUGAAAGAAGGGCUAGGCAUGACAAUGCGCAAAGUAAAUCCUAUAUUAGUGUUGAUUACGCCUCGCUUGCCUUCUGUGCUCUAUAAGUUCUAAGAUUUAAAUGUUUUUUUUUUUUUUGGUUAUGUAUGUACUUUGUGGAUGUAUAUUGUACGUAUGAAGAAAUAAUUUGAGUGCCAAAUCUCCUAUUCCAAUUGCAAGAAAA
This is a messenger RNA of Solanum dulcamara, 1740 nucleotides long. Its product is annotated as nicotine N-demethylase CYP82E4-like. The record is from RefSeq and is a predicted model, not a curated record. NCBI's taxonomy places the organism in Eukaryota, Viridiplantae, Streptophyta, Magnoliopsida, Solanales, Solanaceae. Gene Ontology annotation, biological process: defense response to other organism. The transcript has 2 exons. Bases 18 to 1631 code for a protein of 537 amino acids. Gene Ontology annotation, molecular function: heme binding; monooxygenase activity; iron ion binding.